Messenger RNA from Toxorhynchites rutilus septentrionalis, 9727 nucleotides. RefSeq names its product exportin-4-like. Lineage: Eukaryota; Metazoa; Arthropoda; Insecta; Diptera; Culicidae. The transcript is spliced from 6 exons. The record is from RefSeq and is a predicted model, not a curated record. Gene Ontology annotation, molecular function: small GTPase binding; nuclear export signal receptor activity. Gene Ontology annotation, cellular component: cytoplasm; nuclear pore. The coding region runs from base 506 to 3928 and encodes 1140 amino acids. Gene Ontology annotation, biological process: protein export from nucleus.
UCGGUAGGAAAACAUUAUGUGUGCGUGAAGAGAAAAGUUAAGACCUUCCUUUUUAUUUUCCCAGCGAAAGUCCUUUGAAUAUUCGGUGAAAACGGGACAAGAAUUAGCCACAGUCAUCUGUUAAAUCAAGUGCAAGUGAUAAAGUAAGCAUGAAAAGCUUGCGUUGAAUUUGACGAGGCGAUCAUUACUCUAAAAAUCCGAGAUACAAUACGGGAGAAUUUUCCACGGGUUAGCACAGGGAAAGAGGAGAAAAAUUCACGGCGACGUGUUGGAACUAGACCCCUGAUCUGAUGGCACUAAUGGAUCGAAGGAAGCAAAUUCAUCCGUGACUUUUAUUUUAUUGUUUUGUUUUGCGGUAUCAGUUUAGCUGUGGUUCAUUUUUUACUCAACCCGUGCAAGUAACUAAAAUUUGUUCGUCUUCUUGUACGGACCAGGAACUGCGUGGCAGAAUCUGUUUCGCAAAAAGCAGGUGGGAGACAGAAAAGUAAAUAUCAAAUUGUCGACAAUGGAGGAAUCCUACCUGAAAGAUUUGGAAACGGCGGCCCAUAUUAUCAUGGCCCCGCCAGCAGUGGUCACCAAAGAGCAGCGCCAGCAGUCCGAAACCAUUUUCAUGAACUUCCGCAAAACGACAUCCCCGUACGUGCUAUGUCAGGCAAUCCUCGAGAAGUCAGUUGUAGAUUUAGUGCUGUUCGAAGCGGCAGACAUUCUCAAGAAAGCGGUGGUGGCCGAGUGGAAGUACAUUCCCGACCAGGACAAAGCCUCGCUAAGACAGUAUCUGCUGAAUUAUAUCAUUCAGCGGGACAUUCCAGUUUUCAUCCGCGACAAGUUGCUCCAGGUGGUGGCAAUCAUGAUCAAGCGGGCGAGUUUAGAGGACCUGGGGCUCGAACGGGGCCAAAUUCUCGAGGAGACGAAGAAGAUGCUUACGUCCGGCGAUAUCAAACAGCAGAUCCUGAGCUGCAGCAUAAUAUUGGCCAUCUUGGAGGAGUACUGUAACAUUGUCCGCUCGGAUGAUACCGGUCUGACGACAUACGAGCACUUCCGGGCCAAAAAGCAGUUCGAGGAUUCGGAUCUGUUGAAAGCAUUCAUCAUGACGCUGCAAGCAAUGGAGGAACUUAUCAAAAGGUUCGACGCAAGCAACUCAAUGCAUCUGUAUCUCUUCAAACAAAUGUUGUUUGUGAUGGAGACGAUCCUCACGUGGGGAUUUUUGCUGCCUAAACUGCAAAUUGUGCGCGUUAUGCAGCCAUCGCUGUCGAAGAAAAUCAUUGAUACGUCCGAGACGGUGACAAAGGCUCUCCAUGCGCCUCCCUUACGAUUACAUGCCCAGUGGAAGAAUGUUAUUUUUGAGCCGAAGCUACUGGAGAUAUUCUUCUUCAUCUACUGGAAGACUCGGGAUAACGAGGAACUGCAACCGAAAGCGCUGAUCUGUAUCCUGCAGCUGUCCACCCUGAAGGGGCCCAUAAUCUCCGAUAAUAAGGAGGAAAGCAUGAACUACUUGGUGAACUAUUUGACCCACUUUCUUCCGAUGCUCUCCACGUUCGAAAUCAAGGAAAAGGAAGCCUAUAGUUUCUCUUUGAUUCUACGUAAACUAUUGCAACUGCUCCCCCGAGCAGAAAUUAAGAAUCUCCCGAAUGAUCUCUUCAAUGCGUUCAUGCAGCAAACUCUAACGAUGACUCUGAAGUUUAUAGAACUGUCCGCGAUGGAAGAAGCGACGGCUUCCGAUGAAACGGUAUACAUCGACGCGUUGAGCAACCUGCUGGAAAUUUGGUUGUACAUCCUGAAUGACAAAGAAAACUAUCCGGUGGAAGCGAUGGUUCCGUUCAUAACUCAAAUGUUCGAGAAAUACGUCCAGUACCAUUUGGCAGCUCCGGAUGGAAUGCGUGGGGUGGGUCGCGAUGCCGAUACAAUAGAUGAGAUCACAGAAUUUGAGGAAUCCGACCGGGAACGAUUCAAGGAGCAGCUGAUGAUCAUUGGAUAUUUUGGACGGGAAAUAUUGAGCCACUCGUUGCCGCUUCUGUCGAAGCUUUUGGAAGACCGCACUAGAAGCUUGGGAACGCAGUUGCAUAUGUUGCAUUCGACAAAAACAAUGAGUGUUGUCUGUUCCAAAACAAUGGAAAAUUUAUUUGAAGAUAUCCACUGGAUACUGCUUGUCGCAGGGCAUGUGCUGGCACUGGAAUCGGUGGGAGAAUCAGCUACGAUUCCGGGUGAAGUUCUGCAGUACUGUAGCCAAAAUAUUGCAAACAAUGUGACUGAUGUUAACAACAGUUUAAAGCUGCUGGCUUCACCCAAUCGAGACAUUCAGGAGAUUCCCAAUGCUGACAUUAAUGCCGAUCCGGUGAUUCGACUGAUUGCGGCUGGAUUCCGGCUGUGCGAGCUGGAGAAAAGUGCCAUUGAGGUGCGAAUGAAUCAAUUCAUUAGCCCCGAGUUGAGCACAACGGUGGUUUGGUUCUUGCGACGUUGGUCCGAUGCAUAUCUGAUGCCACUGAACGAGGAUUCUGUGAGUAUGAUUUUCAAAGAAGCCUUCGGAGCAGGAUCGCCCGGAUCCGUGUGGGUUAUUAAUUAUCUGUUGAACAAGAUAUGCCUGAAUGCUCAGUAUAUGCGUGCGGAGCAAACCGUGAUUGAUGAAACUUGUGAGUUGUUUUUGGUGCUGCUGCGACGGAAGAAUCGCUGUCAAGCGAUUUUCAAUUCGGAGUUUUUCCGAUCGAUUUGUGAUUUGAAGAGUGUGGAUUUGCCGGUGUCAAUCAAACGAAAGCUUUUGAAAGGAUUCGUGAUGGUGUCUAGCAGCGUAGAGAGUGACGAGAUGCGUGCCGACUAUCUGGGAAAAGUGCUGUUGCCUAUCGAAGAGAAGUACAAGCUGCUGAUUUCACAUCAAAACUUCCAGUCUGUGUAUCAGAAUACAGAUGUUAAGAUGAAAGUGACGGAAAUAUUGGAGGAACUGAUCGGUUGUGUGCAAGGAGCUUUUUUGAACUCGACGACUAUCAUAUUUUCAAAGAUUCAAAGCAUAUGCAAGGGGCUGCCUACGUUCCUUGAUUUAUAUCAUAACUACACGACGAUAGUGGAACUCAUACUGGAGCUUGUAUGCGAGAUAGUGUACAAUAUCGGCAACGCCUCGACGGAGAAGGCAAUCCGUACGGCCGUAUACGAAUGCUGCUUUUCGGUGAUUCGAAUAUUUGUCAAAAACAAUUCCGACCGAGUGUCGUUGGAAAAAGCAAACACCGAGAGUGACCCGCAAGACUUGAUUCUGAUACUUAAACUUAUGAACCAUCUGACAUCGAAAUCGCUGUUCGGGGAAGAUCUGGCUGGUUCGGACGAUAGCAACGCACAGUCGACGGAGAUUUGUAUUUUUGGCCUAACCCACAUCGUGCCGCUGAUCACGAUCGAUCUAAUCAAAUAUCCGGACCUCUGCCUGCAGUAUUACAGCACAAUCACUUCGUUUAUCGAGGAAAAGUCCCACACUCUUCCCAGUCUGCAUCCGGAUUUGCUGAAACAACUGCUCGGCUCUGUAGAGCUCGGGCUAAGUUCGUUCACCGCCGAAGUGGAGUCCAAGUGUCUAGAGUUCCUGGAGGUCUACGCGAAUGCGGUGUAUUUCAAUCAAGAUCCCCAGGCACCCAUGGCGCAACUGUUGAUUCCAUUCCUCAAACUAAUGCUAGAUAUGAUCUUCGGCCAGAAGAUCGACUACAACAACACGAUGGACUGGUACCGGACGGUUUUUGUGGUGAUAUGUUGUUUCCCGGAGCACUUCAAAGAGUUGCUCCACAAUUUCCUCGGCGAGCAGUUCGAAUCGGAGGCCGGCAUGGGUAAGGACCUGGUGGCUAGCAGCAUGGGACUGGUGAACAAUCUGGAAUUCGUUAACAAUCGCAUGGCGAAGUCAAAGUUUAUCGAACGGUUCGAUAAGUUCGUUACGCUAGUUAGCACGAUGUACAAAAAGUAAGUUUAGUUCGAACGCGAAUGUAAGAACGUUGUUUUAGAUGUUUAUUUGCGCAGAUAUGGAAUCGGUGGCUUUCGUGUUUGGUUUCGUUCUAUUUUUAGGCAGAAGUUUCGAUUUGAUUUUUUUUUAAUUUUUAAAUGAGGUAAUUUGCGGUGUAGAAAUUAAAUUGUGAUCUUUCGUUAUUUUCACACUCCGAUCGGUAGCCUUCGGUCUCUAUAGAAUGGUCAGCAUAUGUACAUUUUAGUUGCAAAAUUUGAAUUUUAUUCAAAAGAACCUAUUUAUAAUGAGGAACUUUUUCACGUUUCACUACACGUCUAUUUUUACUAUUUUGAAAGCUUGUGUUGAAAGUGUUGUACAUUUUCUGGGAUUAGUGAGGUGUAAUUCGAAAACCAGUGAAACUGUUACUAGUGAACAUUACCGACUCUACACUUCUUGACGCCUAAAGUCAGAAUACGAUUAGCAUACGGUUCAAUUCACUGAGGAGGCUUCCGAAGAAGCUUUCUGGAAAUCUUACAUGCCUAGAACCCUCACAAGAGGCACAUCGUCAGCGUCUUGUAGCUGCUUCGGGAGACAUCACAUCUGCUUGAGAAUUUUCAUUUUUUAAGCCUUCUUUGUCUUCCGAGAAUCCACAAUACUUUUAAAAUCUAGAAAAAGUAAACAAACACUAGCGCAGGAUCGAUAAGUUCGAAAGAGGAGGCUCUGAUUGUGUGCAAUUUCUUUCGGAAUUUAGAUCUGAAAAGAACUAAAAUACACGAUGGGAGCGAAUCUUUGAAACAUAUAUUGUUCUUUAUUUCAUGGUGCGACAGAAAAAUGAACACUUUUUUUACUGAUUUGACUGUGCUCCUUCUUCCUCGUGGUUGGUGGUAUUAACUGCUUUACGGUCGGAAAAUAAUUCAUUAUCUGCAAGGUUCGGAUCUUGUUUUAAGGAACUUUAACCCGUAGGAACUCUGUCAUGCACUGUCAAUUUUGUUCCUACUCAGGUAUUGAGCAUUUCCGGCCAGAAGGUAUUGUGUCGGUGGCAUUUACAUUUCCACGCUUUUGCAAUAUGUCUUUUCUUCUUUUUCUGUUCCCAACGAAGCGACGGUUGACAGUGCCAAAUCGCGUAAUUUCAAGAAAAUCGAAAAUUUCAAGAAUCCGCGUAAUUUCAAGAGAAUCGCGUAAAACAAAAUCGCGCAAAAUAGAAUCACAUAAAAAGUCGCGUCAAAAAGAAUCCAGUGUCCUUUGCUUCACACUUGCAAAACGUUUAUUGGCUGAUAACUGGUUGAAUUCAGCACACCAAUGUCUAGUGGAUUUUCUCGCAGAAAUCACAUUUAAAAUUCAUGACGUUUCAUUUAUUUAUUUAUUUCGGCUUAACGUAUUAAACUACACAGCCUGAUUCACAAUGUUUCCCCAAUUUUCUCGGUUCAUGGCUAUCUCUGUCCAAUUCCGCGGUUGGUUUAAUCACCUUUCUCGCUGCGCUUCUCGUCGUCUCGUACCAGUCGGAUUCCCGACCAUUCUUGUCCGACAUUUUUGUAACAUGUUCUGCCCUGCGUUUCCUUCCAGUUUUGAACACUUUCUAGACACUGGGUUCACCGGUGAGUUGCGUGAGCUCGUGGUUCAUCCUUCGGCUCCAUAAGCCGUCCUUCUGCACACCGACGAAGAUGGAUCUUAACAUACGUCGUUUAAAGACUGCAAGUGUUCGCAGGUACUCUUCGAGUUAUGUCCACGUCUCGUGCCCUUAGAGGACAAUCGGGCAUUUUGUAUAGGGAAUAUUCCGCUCGAUUACUAAGUCGGUUUGUUUCAAGUGUUUGUGGCGACCAUAGUAUGAUGUGUCUCUGCAUCUCGCGGUUGGUUUUGGUGUCAUACACUACAAGAUAGGUAAAUUAAACCACUACCUCGAACUCAUCGCCGUCGAUCACUAUGCUACUACCUAACCGGGCCUUGUCAUGCUCGAAUCAGGAAGCGGAUUAAUUUUAGACGCAUUGAUUCCGACUUUCUCUGCUUCGUGUUUAAGUCUGGUGUAAUGUUCGGCUACCGUCUCAAAUGUUCUGCCGACAAUGUUUCAUCAGCGAAGCAAAUGAAUUGACUGGAUUUAUUGAAAAUCGUACCACACAGUUAAACGCCGCUCGUCUCAGAACACCCUCUAGCACAAUGUUGAACAUCAAGAGAGGCCAUCACCUUGGCGACGCCUUUUGCGGGAUAGGAAUAAAUCAGAUAAUCCACAUGAUAUUCGCACACAGUACUGUAUUCUAUCCAUUGUAGCCUCAACCAAUCUUGUCAGCUUCACAGGGAAGACGUUUUUGUCCAUGAUUCUCCAUAGCUCUUUUCGUGUUAUUGAAUCAUAUCCGGCUUCAAAAUCGAUGGUGCGUUGGGACUCUGUACUCGCGGCAUUUCUGCAGGAUCUACCGCAAGGAGGAUAUUUGGUCAACGGUAGACCGACCUUCGAUGAAGCCGGCCUGAUAACCUCCCACGAAUCUGUUUGUAAGUGCCGAUGCCGCAAGGAGGAUAUUUGGUCAACGGUACCGACCUUCGAUGAAGCCGGCCUGAUAACCUCCCACGAAUCUGUUUGUAAGUGCCGAUAGACGACGGGAGAUGAUUUGGGAAAGCACUUUGUAGGCGACAAUCAGGACGGUGAAUGAUCCCCCUAGUUGUAAGCGUUGCGUUUGCCAGUAUGGUGGCUUCGGGUUAGAUUCCCAUUUGGGUCAGAAAUUCUAUCGUCAAAGGUUGUUUUUUUGACUUGUUACCAUGAAUCAGAACUGUCUAGGGUGUGGUGGGAUGAGCAAUUCGCAUUGCCAGUCUCCAAUCGAUACCACUCUAAGCGAAUUGAUGCCGCUAUAAACGUUUUUGCCCAGUUCUGGUGGUACUUGGGACGUAAAACAGCAAUAUCACGAUGGUCCUCCUGCGAGAUAGUUAGAUUGGUCGAAGGCCUUGCAAGCCGCACCACAAACCAAUAAGUAGCGAACGAUACACAAGAAAGAAUUUCAAACAUUGCGAAUCAGAAUCAGCCAUGUUGUGGAGACGUUAAGCCAAAAUAAAUAAAAUAAAAACAAAAUAAAAGUACUAUCGAUGUGGAGGGUGAUUAUUCCGCGCUUUUUUGGAUCGUUCUGCUGUUGUAACACCAUUAGCGAAUUUUCGAUAUGCCCAUAAAUUCAUCGAAAUGUAUCAAUAGUGACAAGAUUGCUUAUGGACAAAUGUUUCUGAUGCCAUCAAUCUUACACGACUCUCGAAAUUUUCUGUGAAGACAGUGAUGGGGAAAUUCGGGAAUUGAUUUUAUAUUUUCACGAAAGAUAUUUUUGACAUCAAAAACUAUUUUUGUUAGUGUCGCAUACGACGGUACCGUUUAGUGUCUGAGUUGAACGAGAGAUAGUAACAUGAGGAAAAUAUGCAAGUGAUUAGGUUAUCUAUUAUUUCGUGGCCAAAGACGCAUUUUUGUAUAGUGUUCCGAGAAACAUUGUACUGAAUAUGCGAUGUUGAAGGUAUGCUGGAAAAAUCUAUAGAUAUCGAAGGAUUAUCGGGUGUACGAUACGAACGAAACAAGUUCUUCAUUCUGACGAUUGAUUCUUUUUUCUUUAUUAAUAAAUUCCGUGAUGAAGUCGAAAUAACGAAAUAUGUAACUUCCAAUAAUUUGUAUCAAUCGGGCAAAAUAUUACACCGUAAAUUCUUUUGCCUGUUUUUUUGUUUCUUUUACACAGAUGAGAUAUGUUUGCGAACGAAAACCUUUUGCCUUGUGAUUUUGUGUUAUAUAGAUUGCGUUAACAAAGAAAAAAGAUGAAAGUAUGGACAAAAUUAAGGAGAAAAGCGACGGAAAUGGUGACACCAAAUUUGAACGAUUCUUAAAUUAAGAAAUAUAAGACGAUGCGUACGUUUUUAAGUUCCACUAAAGGCUGUUUAAUGUCGUUUGUAUGUAGGGUUUAAUAUUUUUCUAAUACGUUUUCGCCUCUUUAAGUGUGCUUACAUACCUUACUGUCAAUUUCCUUCGAAUCUGUACUUAUAAAGUCAAAUGUAAUGUGGAGAGGUUGCGAGCGAGUGUCUACUGUGAGUAGAAGCGUGUAAUUUUUAGAUAGGGUUAUCAAUUAGGGCAGGCAGGUUACGUUUCCGGCAACACUUGACGGAGUUUUUUUCUCUCUCUUUAUUCAAAGUAAUAGUUAUGCGUUCAAUCUUUCACUCUAUAUGAUAAAUAAUCUCUUAGAUUCGUCUCAGCUCGUUUUUGAGUGGGGAUAACUAUACGAACAAUCAAAAAUAUAUCGUAAUUUCCAUUUCCACUCUGAUGAGAAAAAAUAGUCAUACACAAGCGAAAAUUUGCCAUAUUAUAAAAUAUGAGUACUCAAUCGAAAAAUUCCAUGGCCUUGCGUGUACUGAUAGAUUCGAAAUAACUUGUUUUCGAGCGCGAUUUGUUACGUUUUGAAGUUUCUCUAGAAUUUAAACACUCUAUCUAGUUCAGUAAAUCCCCACGUAGGAAUUUUAUGUUUCGGCUCUUCCGUAAAAAAAUCAUUUAUACCAGAAGCUAUCGCAGGACACGAGCAACUGAAACGUACAUUCUCAAAACUAAGUGAAAGUAAGUCUAAUACAAACGAAUGAAAUAAUGUAAUGUUUUGAAAUCGAUUUUUACAUGCACUUUUUGCAUCAAUUUUAUUAUAGUAUCAAAGCAAGACAGGGGAAUAGUAUCAGAGUAUCAGUGCAAGACAGGAAAAUCACGCAGCGAGUAUAUUUAUACAGAAGUAAUUAAGCGCCAUUUUUUUCGAAGCAUGUAAUUUGCAUCGUAUGCGUAUUUGAAACCGGUAACAUACAAAGACGAGUUGUUUUCUGUAUGAAUUUUGGAAUUUGAGAAAACUUUUUCGGUUCGUUCGUUUCCGACUAGCAGUUGAAGAGAACAUAAACUGAAAACAUAUAUUUAUAGCGAGAAUGUUGCUGUUUAUAGAGUACAUUUUUAAUUUAUCGGCCAUUUGUUUGUUUAUAAAUUUAUUACAUUUACACUCGUAGGUAAGCAUUACGUAAUAUUUUCUUUAAGUUAUUAUUUCAUCUUCCCAGGUAAACUGAUGAUAUUGAAUCAUACAUAAACAAAACAAUAUACGUCAUCAAUCUCUGUUAUUCCUGUAAAUAUUCGCGAUAAAACAAGAACAGAUCAUGCAAUAAAUGUUAAGUUAAUUCAUAUAUUUGUCAGCUAAAGAGCAGUAUCCCAACAUAAACUAAAUCCAACUGGGAGUGCAAAUCGUUAAUAAUCAUUCUGUAAGGCCACCUGUUUGUUACUAAUAGAGCGAACAAGAAUAUGCUACCCUAGUUUUCUGGAACACAAAAUCAAACAAUUUUCCACACUCUUACACAAUCAAAACUCUCUUUCAUAGCAUAGUGUAGGAUCUAAAAAGGUCUUGGCGGCAUGUUGAAGAAGCACUCUCUCCCACACACCCACACACACUCAUUUGGUGCGAGAACGAAAGCAAUUAUUUGUGGCAUAGUGUCAAAAAUCGAGCAUGUCCUAAUAGUUGAAACAUUUUGUGAACAUGUACUAACAAAUGAAAAAUGCUACCCAAGACAACAGGCACUUCGUGGCGCUGCUGCGAGCAAUCCGUUGGACCGAUCGACAAACCCCGCGCUGUGAGAGGAACACAGUUUGUGAAUCGAUAUCUACUUUCUAAAAGUACAAAAUAACUAUUAAUAUUGGAACAGGUUAGAGAAGAGUCCUCCCGAAAAGAGGGAGAGAGAGCCAGAAGAUAUUAGCUAAGCAAUUUUAAAAUUAUCUUUCCGUAAAGUGAUACUGCAGUUGCGAGAAAAUAAAUGAGAAUUGGAGAGACCAUUGGGUACGUUGAGCGCGUUGCGCUUCAGGAA